GCAGCCGUGGUGGGCGGGGGCGCUGUCGACGAAGCAGCCGCUUGAAGAAGGGAGGUUAGGGAGGACGCGGAGUCUGCACCGGUGGCCGGGCAGCUUGAUCGGCUGGCUGCAGUAGGAGGGGAGGGGAGGAAAGGAAGGGAGGAUUGGUGCUGGUACCGGGCGAGGGCUGCGACCUGCUCCGUCCGAUAACACUGCACCAAUCCGCGCCAGUUUACCGUCGCUCGAUCGUGACAACUCCUUUCCUCCCUCCCCCUCGGGUUAAUCCGUUCAACCCCCAUAUAUCAAAUAGGGCUGCGGCGAGUCCGGCUAGGCUUCACGGUACUGCUGGUAAAUCAUCUGCUUAAAAAAACCGCGACAUGAAGAUCAAGGACGCCAAGAAACCUUCAUUCCCCUGGUUUGGGAUGGAUAUUGGUGGGACACUGGUGAAACUGGUUUAUUUUGAGCCAAUAGAUAUCACGGCUGAGGAGGAGGAAGAGGAGGUAGAAAGCCUAAAAAGUAUUCGAAAGUACUUGGUGUCGAAUGUUGCCUAUGGCUCCACUGGCAUCCGAGAUGUGCAUCUGGAGCUCAAAGACAUGACACUUUGUGGCCGCAAAGGAAACCUGCACUUUAUCCGAUUUCCUACACAUGACCUACCUACCUUCAUUCAGAUGGGGAGAGACAAGAACUUUUCAACACUACACACAGUGCUAUGUGCCACUGGAGGGGGUGCUUAUAAAUUUGAAGAAGAAUUUCGUACGAUUGGUAAUCUGCAAUUGCACAAACUGGAUGAACUGGACUGCCUGGUCAAUGGCCUUUUGCACAUUGACUCUCUCAGUUUUAAUGGCCAGGCAGAAUGUUACUACUUUGAAAAUGCCUCUGAUCCUGAGAAAUGCCAGAAGAUGCCUUUCAACCUUGAUGACCCCUACCCUUUGCUCGUCGUGAACAUUGGUUCAGGAGUCAGCAUAUUAGCUGUGUACUCAAAGGACCAUUACAAAAGAGUAACUGGAACAAGUUUAGGAGGUGGAACCUUCCUGGGCCUCUGCUGUUUGCUUACAGGUUGUGAGACUUUCGAUGAAGCUCUUGAAAUGGCCUCAAAAGGCGACAGCACUAUGGCUGACAAACUAGUACGGGAUAUCUACGGAGGAGACUAUGAACGAUUUGGUUUACCUGGAUGGGCAGUAGCUUCCAGCUUUGGCAACAUGAUUUGCAGGGAGAAGCGUGAUUUAGUUAGCAAAGAAGACCUUGCAAGAGCUACCUUGGUCACCAUCACAAACAACAUAGGAUCCAUAGCUCGUAUGUGUGCACUGAAUGAGAAGAUAAACAGAGUUGUUUUUGUUGGCAACUUCCUGCGAGUCAAUACACUGUCAAUGAAGCUCCUGGCUUAUGCAUUGGACUACUGGUCAAGAGGACAGCUGAAGGCAUUGUUUCUAGAGCAUGAGGGUUACUUUGGAGCAGUCGGUGCUCUGCUUGGACUUCUUAAUUCCACUUAGAACUUGAGUAUUCUACAUCACGGAAAUGGAAGAAAUAUGUACAGCUGCAUAAUGUUUAGGGAAUGGGAAACAAAUGCAUUCAUCCAGGGAUAAAAACCUGUUAAAAAUCUGUGACAAAGAUGAGCCACAUUAAAGGCUGGUUUGUAUUACUGAAGUAUUCUUUCUACUUGAAUUGUGAAAAAUCUUACUGUUUUAAUUGGGUCCAGUGUAUUGGGCAUUUAACCGCAGUUAGUUUCUCGUUACAAUGUUCCAAAAUAUUUCCUUCUAUUGUCACAUCAACUGAAAUUAUUUGGGGUUGUUAAUCUAAUUUUGGAUUACCGUUAGCUCAUUUAUAUAGUCUCCAUGGUACCCUUAAGCCUCUGCAAAUCAAAGCUGCUUUUACAAUUUUGAUAUCUUGGUAUUAGCUGUGGAUUACAGAAAAAUAAGUACUGAUUUGCAGAGGUAUUAUGGAGAAUGUGUAUGUAACAACACCUGGGACUGGUUAUCUACCCAAUGGAGAAUGUUUGGAAGUUGUAAGACUGUUUGCUUUGUAAUAUAGGCGCAUUUUAACAUGCCUUCCUUUAGAAAUAACUUGUGAGAAAAUAUGUGCAAAAAUCUUCAAUGUUGCCAGAUUCAAUAUUGGCAGCUAUGACGAGAGCCCAUUGUCCCGGGAAGGUCCACCUGAUAUCUCUGUACGUAAUCACCUAAAGUGGCUUUUAUUUAUUUUCUAAAGUAGUUGUUAAUUUUAUUUGAAAAUUUUGUAUUUUAUAAGGGAGAGGUGUAAUUAUACCUUUGUGAAAUAAUGAGAAAUAUUUCGAUCUCUAAAAAGCCUUAAGCCUGUAUCAGCUAAAGCUGCACAAGGUAACAUCCUUGCAGAAAUUGAGGACACCUAAUCUUGUAUAUAACCUUUACCGCCUUUAAAAUAGUGCUUUCUGGUGAAGUUAUUGAACGUAUUUCAAUGCUGAGUGUGGUAUAUCUGACCAUGUGGUUCCAUAAACCAUCAGAGCAGAGUCUGAGCAAGUUUUAUGUUCAUCAUCGAAACAAGUUGAUUGGAUUACUCCCUUGAAUGUCCUUGAUGUUAUCUGAUUUAAUAUAUUUAUGAAUUUUGUAGAGGAUGUUAAUUUAAUUUUGUUUUUCAUUGAAGAGUGCAAUAGUCGUAGACUAGUGCCUUCACGUUGAUGUAUGGUAAUUUCUGACUGAGUGACUGACGUACAAUAAUUGCUGGAGACGCUGAUAAUCAUUUGACAAUUAGGAAAGAAUGUGAGCAGUAUUAAUUAAAUGUACCCUGAUUGUGUAUAUUUUGCUAAUUGGCUGCUACUGUUAGUCGAUCACCUGUACAACGAUCACGUGCCAAUUGUUCAUUUAGUCUUCACACCGCACUUAGUUAGAGCAUAUUGCUAUUCUAGUCUCUGGAAAAGAGACCAUUAGUUCAAUAAAAUGGCCACAAACUA
Messenger RNA from Amblyraja radiata (thorny skate), 2899 nucleotides. Its product is annotated as pantothenate kinase 3. Bases 357 to 1469 code for a protein of 370 amino acids. NCBI's taxonomy places the organism in Eukaryota, Metazoa, Chordata, Chondrichthyes, Rajiformes, Rajidae. Gene Ontology annotation, biological process: coenzyme A biosynthetic process. The record is from RefSeq and is a predicted model, not a curated record. The transcript has 7 exons. Gene Ontology annotation, molecular function: pantothenate kinase activity; ATP binding. Gene Ontology annotation, cellular component: cytosol; nucleus.